Strongylus vulgaris is the source of this 309-nucleotide messenger RNA. NCBI's taxonomy places the organism in Eukaryota, Metazoa, Nematoda, Chromadorea, Rhabditida, Strongylidae. The record is from the annotation of a GenBank genome assembly.
AUGGGUAUUGGUUCCUUCAUCUUAAUCAUUGCCUGCGUUGUAACUUUGGAAAGCCGAGAUAAACAUGCACAGGUGAUCACGGAAGAAUCAAUGUCAUUCAAGCGAAAACGACUUAUGUCAAUCGAGGAGCGAGCCGAAUUGUCGGCAAAUGAGGUUGUGCUAAGCAAAGACUCUCCGAUCACUCCUACUGAAGUUUCUGAAGUUCAAACAACGAACCAGUUCAGCAUAAAUACUUUGGCUGAGGUUCACCGCCCACGCAUUUCUUCUAAUGCUCCGCUAGCGGAAAUGGACUCCCUGGUAAAUUUUUAA